AUGGAUCCUUUCAACUUGAGACGGAAAUUUGAACGGUUCCGGGUCCUCAUCAUAGGAAGGGCGAAUGCAGGAAAAACCACCAUCCUACAGAGGGUUUGUGGCACACAAGACAGUCCAGAAAUAUAUGACAGCGCUGGGGAAAAGGUGCGCAUCGCUAGCUUGACGUAUUCUCAGCGCGGACAGCACGACAUCGAGAAUGAAAUGGUGUUCAGAAACAACCCAGGUUUCGUCUUUCAUGAUUCACGUGGUUUUGAGGCUGGCGGGGAAUCUGAAUUCAACAAGGUAACAGGCUAUACUGUCCAAAUUAUGCAUAACCAUGUGUGGUAA
Messenger RNA from Suillus clintonianus, 327 nucleotides. RefSeq lists its product as uncharacterized. The transcript is spliced from 2 exons. Gene Ontology annotation, molecular function: GTP binding. Lineage: Eukaryota; Fungi; Basidiomycota; Agaricomycetes; Boletales; Suillaceae. The record is from RefSeq and is a predicted model, not a curated record. The coding region runs from base 1 to 327 and encodes 108 amino acids.